Messenger RNA from Gossypium raimondii (Peruvian cotton), 829 nucleotides. RefSeq lists its product as uncharacterized. The transcript has 3 exons. The record is from RefSeq and is a predicted model, not a curated record. Bases 120 to 746 code for a protein of 208 amino acids. Lineage: Eukaryota; Viridiplantae; Streptophyta; Magnoliopsida; Malvales; Malvaceae.
UCACAUUUGUUGGCAUUGGUUUUGUGAGAUACCAUCUUAAAUUCAGUUUUCUUUCAAAACUUGAUCAUAAUGGCCAAUGUAAGGGCAAACGGAAUUUCUUUUUUCUCGCAGACCAAGCUAUGGUUAGCAAACCCACUGUUCCUCUGAAUAUAUAUAUAUAUAUAUAUAUGUCAAAGACGUCUUGGCAUGAUCUGGUAAAGCUGGAUGGCUGUAACAGGUGGAAUUAUAGCAUAUUUGACAAGCAACUACAUUCAACUCCAAUGGACGAACUUCUUAGACCGUAUGAUAAGGAGUUUGUGAGGAUGGCAAUGUUAAAACAUGAAGAAACAUUCAAACAACAGGUGUAUGAGCUCCAUCGUCUAUAUCGAAUCCAGAAGACAUUGAUGAAAAGUUUUGAAAACAGCAGGACUAAUGGAAGCUUCAGCUUAAAGAAUCAGACUUCAAGAAGGCGACUCGACUUGGAACAUUCGGUGCACCAUCAUAACGAAACGUCAGAAGUCAUCGAUGAGAGCGAGAUUGAGCUGACGUUAGGGCUGCCGAUAAAGGAACGACAAGGGACAACUCUCCCUCGAACAUGGGAUUUCGGACCGUGCUUCUCAUCAUCUUCCUCUGAAUCCUGUCAUGUGACAAUGGGGUAUCGACAUGGAAGUAAAAGCACUAACGAUCUAGAAGAACAAUUGAGAAAGGAGGGAUCAGAUCAGCCUCCUUGGAUUCUCCAAGUUCUAACUAUGAAUAUGAGUCUAUGACAAGAAAAUAUAUAUACCUCCCCAUGUAGAUAUGAUUACAUAAUUUAGACUGCUUCUUAUCGACCAAUUUUCUUUGAUUUGUA